AUGUUGCACUCCAAGGACCCGGCGAUUGUUGCAGUUGCGAAGGCCCAGGUGUGUCAGAUAGUGCGCAAGCGCUACCGACUGAUUGAAGACCACUGGGUGGGUCGAGACGACGAGCUCAUCCGUCUGUUUCUGAACUUGGAGCUUGCGUCGUCUCCCCAUGCUACUGUCAUUCGCCGGUCCGGCGACAUUGCUUCGCUUUGGGUGGACGUACAGCGGGUGAUGUGCGUCCACCAUCUCUGCUUGGCGGACCGCGCAGAGGACGACGUCCAGGACCAAUUCGCGCUCCGCGUGCCGCACCAUGACAAGUGGCUCGACCACAAGGAUGUGUUGCGGCACGUGAAGUUGCACAUGAAGAUUCGCCACCAGACUCGGUGGAAGAGUCUGGUGGAUCAAGGCAAGACGACCCGGGUGCACGGUGGCUCCGGGUCCAAGUUUGUGCUGUCGGGGGCGGGUCUAUCUGAUGCCGAACAUCGGUUUGGAAUACAGGCCCGCCUCAACCAAGUCGAAACUAACUCGGUGCUGAAGCGCCGCCGUCUUCGGGCGAACGCUCACUUCCGAGCGCCGACCUGUUCUAGUGCUGAGACGCUGGCGCACGUUUUGAGCCAUUGUGCUACGAACAUGGAUUCAAUCCGUCAGCGUCAUGACUACGCACUCGAGCAGAAAGUUGCCAAGAUAAGGCACGCGCUCGUCCGGAGGAAGUCAGGCGCAGAGCUGCGCAUCAACCAGACGGUACCCGAGUACACUGGUGCAGCUCUGCAUCCCUACAUUGUGGUGCGUGACGUGGCUGCCAAGAUAAUGGUGAUUGCUGACUUGGCAGUCACGUUUGAAGACCAUGCUGCUAGUGCUCGACACUCCUCGCUGCAACUCAGCCAUGACUUCAAGGUCAACAAGUACCAACCCAUCGUUGCUGAGUUGCGGCUUAAUAGAUGGCGGGUACAGACUACGGCUCUUGUCUAUGGUUCACUGGGUUCGGUGCAUCCCAGCAACCUCAAGACCUACACAGAAACGCUUGGGUUGCUCAAGAUUGAGGCUCGACAGCUGGAUCUUCAGCUGUUGAGCCAUUGUGUUAGGUCCAGUCAUCGGAUCUGGAGCUGGCACUGUCGCCAGCACGGUUAUCGACAACGCGGUGGUACUGCCUCGAGAGCAUUGCAUCGGUCUGGGGGGACCCGGCAGAGCACAUCUCAGGUUAGGGCACGGAGAUAA
Messenger RNA from Peronospora matthiolae, 1203 nucleotides. The record is from the annotation of a GenBank genome assembly. Lineage: Eukaryota; Oomycota; Peronosporomycetes; Peronosporales; Peronosporaceae.